AUGUCCUUUCACAAGACUUUCAGGAUCAGACAACUCCUGGCCAAGAAACAAGAGCAGAAUUGUCCCAUUCCUCAAUGGAUCUGGAUGAAAACUGGUAGCAAAAUCAGAUACAACUCUAAGAGGAGUCACUGGAGAAGAACCAAGCUAGGUCUAUAA
Hippopotamus amphibius kiboko is the source of this 156-nucleotide messenger RNA. Its product is annotated as 60S ribosomal protein L39-like. The transcript has a single exon. Gene Ontology annotation, molecular function: structural constituent of ribosome. Gene Ontology annotation, cellular component: cytosolic large ribosomal subunit; ribosome. Bases 1 to 156 code for a protein of 51 amino acids. The record is from RefSeq and is a predicted model, not a curated record. Gene Ontology annotation, biological process: translation. NCBI's taxonomy places the organism in Eukaryota, Metazoa, Chordata, Mammalia, Artiodactyla, Hippopotamidae.